CUGUAGGUGGAAUCUCUCUCUCAGUCUUCGGGCAACACCGCUUACGACACCACCACAACCACCACCACCACCACCACCACUACCACCACUACUACUACUACUACUACUACUACUACUACUACUACUACUACUACUACUAUGAGAGAGAGAGAGAAAGAGAAAUAGAAACAUACAUAUAUCCAAAAGUGAAGUUUUAAGUAAGAUUGUGACCACUUCUACUACUACUACUACUACUACUACUACUACUGCUACUACUACUACUACUAAGGGAUCUACAAGUGUUUUCUACGUGUUAUUCAUAAAGGGGUAACUUCGAUGGCUUAGAAGAAGAAGAAGAAGAAGAAGAAGAAGAAGAAGAAGAAGAAGAAGAAGAAGAAGAAGAAAGAAAGAAAGAAAGAAAGAAAGAAAGAUGAGUGAAGAGAAGAGAGAAAGAGAGUGAGAGAGAGAAAGUGAGAGAGAGAGAGAGAGAGAAUAUGGAUAUACAAGAAACUCACAGAUAAAAAAAGAAAGAAAGAAAGAAAGAAAGAAAGAAAAAUUAAAAAAAGGAAAAAAAAUAAUUAAAGAAAAAUAAGAAAAGAAAAAGAAAACAACAAAAAACAAGAAUAAAAACAACAAAAACAACCUCCCCACUUUCUGCCCUCCCCUUCUCCCCUUUCCUUUCCUCCCCAUCCCUUCCUUUCCCUUUCCCUUCCUUUCCUCCCCAUCCCUUCCUUUCCCUUCCCAUCCCUUCCUUUCCUUUCCUCCCCAUCCCUUCCUUUCCUCCCCAUCCCUUCCUUUCCCUUCCCUUCCUUUCCUCCCCAUCCCUUCCUUUCCUCCCCAUCCCUUCCUUUCCCUUCCAAACCCCUUUCCCUCCCUUCCUUCCCUUCUCCCCUUUCUCUCUCUCCCCAACCCCCCAUCAAUCAUCCCUCAUCUCCUCCCCUUUUCUCUCCCCAUCCCUUCCUUUCCCUUCCAAACCCCUUUCCCUCCCUUCUCCCCUGUCUCUCCCCUCCCCUUCUCCCCCCUUUCUCCCCACCCCCCCAGAAUGUAACCCCCCCCUACCCCUCCCAUUGAAGAUUUAGCCAUGGCCGAGGGGACGUAAGACCCCUUCAAAUGAGGGUUGUGGAGUCGCCCCCCGCCCCCCCCAGACCCCCCCAGCAGCAUGGAGGGGCAGGGUGAGGCCGCCCCCCUCCCCUGCCACACCGCCCCCCCUCCCCCGCCCCCCCUAGGCCUACCACGGGGGGCUGAAAGCGACGAAAGUGGAAGCAUGAAUGAUUUUUUAGAAGGGAGUGAGAGAGAGAGGGAGAGAGAGAGAGAGGGAGAGAGAGAAAGUGAGAGAGAGAGAAAGGGGGAGAGUGAGAUAUCUCCUCCUCCUCCUCCUUCUCCUCCAGGUAGAGAAGAGGAGGAGAAACCCAAGUCUUCCUCCUCCUCCUCCUCGUCUUCCUCCUUCCCUCCUCCUCCUCUUCCUCCCUUCGAAGCUCAGAAAGAAGAAGAGGAAGAAGAAGAAGAAGAGAAGAUAGAAGAGAGACAUAAAACAAAUUGCUCCUCCUCCUCUCCUCCUCCUCCUCCUCUUCCUCCUCCUCUUUCCUCCUCCUCCUCGGAACAUGAUCAGAACGCGAAUCCAACGUGUAUGACAUCUGGCCCCCCUCCCCCCCCCUCACCGCCCUUCCCAGAUGACCUCCCCCCAGGGUCAGCGCCCCCCUCUGUGGUAGAGGGGGGGGAGGGGUGGGUCUCCUUCCCCCUCUGUUCAAUCAAUACGGAUGACCCCGCCAGCCAGAGAUCGGGCAGCCCAACCUUCUCCUCGUCGGGCCUAUCCCCCCCCAGCGAGAGGGCGGCCUGCUCCCCAGACCUACAGGAGGAGCAGGUGGAGGCCUACCUUGACCGACACCCUCAUGUGGUGGAGAGGUGGCUGAGAGAGAGGACCCCCAUGGCGGCCUUCCGGAACAUGCGCGGCGGCCGUAGUCUGCUCCCAAAUGACUCCGAGACAAGGGAAAGCCCAACAUCGGGUACCCCCACGGACAACCAGAUCCACCUCGCGGCCAACUACACCUACCCCAGCAGGCGGAACUCCAUCACCUCCUGGCUGUCCCCGAAGACUGCAAAGGCGAGGAAGGUCGAGCGUCUCACGGAACCCGAACUCUUCAUGGAGCUUAUUAGGGACAUCAGCACGGAAUUGGACAUCGAUACACUCUGUCACAAGAUCUUGGUCAACGUCGGCCACCUCACUAACGCGGACAGAGCCAGCUUGUUCCUCGCUCAGGGUCCCAGACACAACCGUAUGCUGGUAGCUAAGCUGUUUGACGUCACGGUUGAUUCAGUGCUGGAGGAGGCCCUGGCUAACGCGGCGGAGAGGGAGAUCCUAUUGCCAUGGGGCGUGGGCAUUGUCGGUCAUGUGGCAGACACGAAGGAGGUCAUCAAUGUGAAGGAUGCGUACCAGGAUCCCCGGUUCGACUCCAGCGUGGAUCGAAGGACAGGAUAUAGAACCAUGAGCGUCCUAUGUAUGCCUGUGUGCAACUACGAGGGUGAGGUCAUCGGAGUAGCGGAGAUUAUUAACAAGAAGAAUGGCUCGCUAGAAUUCACCAAGCAGGAUGUGGAGGUCUUUCGAAGGUACCUAACGUUCUGUGGGAUUGGGAUUCAGAACGCCCAACUCUUUGAUAUGUCCGUAAGAGAAUACAAGAAGAAUCAGCUCCUCCUCCAACUAGCUCGGGGCAUCUUUGAAGAGCAACUAUCCCUUGACCGCCUCGUGAUCAAAAUUAUGACCGAGGCGAGGGAGCUGUUGAAGUGUGAGAGGUGUUCCGUGUACCUGCUGGACCAUCAGACAACAGCGCCGUCUCUACAGGAGUUAAUGGACAUACCUCCUGAGACCAUGACAGUUCAUAUGACCUUUGAACUCAAAUCCCGCGACGGUGAAUGCCAGAUUACGCAACCGUCCACCGCCCAGCUGACCGCAUCUGUUCACGCCAGACUCGCAAACUACGUCUCCUCUACGGGCCAGACUGUGAAUAUUAACAAUGUUGUACAAUGGCUGGGCUCACCGCUAGAAGAUGGGGGACUUCUCACCCAUAGCGUUCUGACAAUCCCUAUCUUCAACGCCUCGCGGAAGAUACUGGGAGUGGCGCAGAUGAUAAACAAGGAAAGCGGUCUUCAAUUCUCCGACCACGACAUCAACACUUUUGAGGCCUUCGCUAUUUUCUGCGGCCUAGGGAUACAAAACACACAGGCCUAUGAGAAAGCAUGUAGGCUCAUGGCUCGUCAACAGGUCGCCUUGGAGUGUCUGAGCUACCACGCGACCGCCGCCCAGGACGACACAGAACGACUCAAGAUGGCGGAGAUACCAUCAUCAGCGGACUUCGACCUCUAUAACUUCGAUUUUUGCGACAUUGUACUUACCGACGAAGAGACCUGUAAGUCGGUCAUCAGAAUGUUCAUGGACCUCGACCUACUAACACGCUUCCACAUCCCCUAUGAGGUUCUGUGUCGAUGGUUGCUGAGCGUGAAGAAGAAUUACAGGCCCGUCAAGUACCACAAUUGGCGACAUGCAGUAACCGUGGCGCAGACCAUGUUCGCCAUGCUCAAGACGGGGAAGAUGGAACAGUUUAUGACGGACCUGGAGAUGCUGGGGCUGAUCGUAGCGUGUCUGUGUCAUGAUUUAGACCACAGAGGUACCAACAACAGCUUCCAGACCAAAACAGACUCACCUCUGGCAAUCCUCUACUCAACUUCGACCAUGGAACAUCACCAUUUCGACCAGUGUGUGAUGAUUCUGUCCCAGGAUUCCAAUAACAUCUUCCAGUCUCUCAGCGCCGAAGAAUACCGGAGUGUGAUGACCCUUGUAGAGAACGCGAUCCUAAGCACAGAUAUGGCGAUGUAUUUUAAGAAGAAGAACACUUUCCUUGAGCUCUCGGACAACGGAGAAUUUGACUGGCAGAGCGAGGAGAAGAAGAACCUUCUCUGCGGGAUGAUGAUGACAGCUUGUGACGUCUCCGCUAUCGCCAAGCCGUGGGAGGUUCAACACAAAACCGCAAAGUUGGUGGCCGACGAGUUCUUUGAGCAGGGAGACUUGGAGCGCCUGCAACUCAAUGAACAGCCCGUGGCCAUGAUGGACAGGGAGAAGAAAGAUGAGCUCCCUAAGAUGCAAGUUGGGUUUAUUGAAGUCAUCUGUCUGCCUCUGUAUAAGGCCCUCUCAGAAUCCUUCCCCUGGGUCAAGCCUCUCUACGACGGGUGCGAGGCGAACAGAGAACAUUGGAAGAGAUUGGCAGAGCAGGUUGACAUGGGACUGACCUGGAUUGACCACGAAUAUAUUGACAAGCCCGUGGAGAGGAAUGAUAGGGAGGUCAUCAGCAAGAUCACUCUCAACCCCAAGCCUUCCACCACCUCCACCACCUCCACCUCGCCUCCGAAGAUCGACGGAGACACGAUAGGCGGAACAGGAGUCGUCGCCGGGGUCCCCAACACAACAGGAGGAGGAGGGGGCGGAGGAGGAGGAGGAGGGGGGGGCAAGGGGCGUCUGGGUAUCGGCUCUGCACUAAUAGGGGGCGCCAGCAGGGUCUUGAAGGGGGGAGCGAAGCGGAGGUCGGUGGAGAAGAGACUUGAUAGGGUUAUGGAUUCAAGCGGUGACCAGCGACCUGCCACCCGUCUCUCCCCCAAGAAGGAGACUAGUGGAGGAGGUGGAGGAGGAGGUGGAGGUAGUGGAGGAGGGAGGUGCUCGCUUCCAGUCUCCCGGCAGGCUUCUAAUGAGGAGUAUUUAGGGAAGAGCAAGCACCCAGGGAGGGCGUGUGGGAAGCUGAAGGGGCGGAUGUGCGUUCUUCUGUGACAAGACCGAGACCAAGCGAACCUGGCUUUGUUUACAUAUGACGUCACGGCCACUCAGUAUGGAUAACCCUCCCUCAGCCAAUCAGAGACGAAGACAUGAUCAAGAUGACGUCACGGCCAGCCAAUCAGGGAGCUACAAGCGAUUCCCAGACCAAGACCACGUGGGUUUGUUUACAUAUGACGUCACGGCCACUCAGUAUGGACAAGCCUCCCAUCAGCCAAUCACAGACCGAGAUCAAAAUGACGUCACGGCCACUCAGUAUGGAUAAGCCUCCCCUCAGCCAAUCAGGGAGCGCCUACUGGGUUCUAGGGGCCCCUUAGUGAGGAUAGUGACGCUUUGUUUACGUUUCUCAGUCGCCACUCAGUAGGGAUAUUCUGCCUGCCUGCCUGCCUGCCUAGUUGAAUAACGAUAAUGUUUGUAAUAAUAAUGUUAAUCACGAUAGGGAAUGUUAUAGAGAUUGUGUUAGUUGUUUCUUUCUUUCUUUCUUUCUUUCUUUCUUUCUUUCUCUUUUCAAUUUCUUUCUUUUUUCCUCGUUUCUAUGUUUUCUUGGUCUAUUUCUUUCCUUGCUUUCUAUUUUUCCCUCCUCCCUUCCUUCCUUUCUUCCUUCCUUCUUUCCUUCCUCUUCUCCUUUCUCUCUUCCUUCCUUCCUUCUUUCCUUCCUUCCUCUUCUCCUUUCUCUCUUCCUUCCUUCCUUCCUUCCUUCUUUCCUUCCUUCCAUCU
Eriocheir sinensis (Chinese mitten crab) is the source of this 5509-nucleotide messenger RNA. RefSeq names its product cGMP-specific 3',5'-cyclic phosphodiesterase-like. Bases 1139 to 4789 code for a protein of 1216 amino acids. NCBI's taxonomy places the organism in Eukaryota, Metazoa, Arthropoda, Malacostraca, Decapoda, Varunidae. The record is from RefSeq and is a predicted model, not a curated record. The transcript is spliced from 24 exons. Gene Ontology annotation, biological process: signal transduction. Gene Ontology annotation, molecular function: 3',5'-cyclic-nucleotide phosphodiesterase activity; protein binding.